This is a messenger RNA of Chaetomium strumarium, 1599 nucleotides long. RefSeq lists its product as uncharacterized. Lineage: Eukaryota; Fungi; Ascomycota; Sordariomycetes; Sordariales; Chaetomiaceae. The coding region runs from base 111 to 1259 and encodes 382 amino acids. Gene Ontology annotation, molecular function: porphobilinogen synthase activity; zinc ion binding. Gene Ontology annotation, cellular component: cytosol. The transcript has 2 exons. Gene Ontology annotation, biological process: heme biosynthetic process. The record is from RefSeq and is a predicted model, not a curated record.
CUCGGGAGCUGACGGCGAGUUACCCCAGAGCAUACUUUCCUCGAUAGACCGCUCGGCUCUUUUCCAAUUCCUCUCCAAACCUUCAAGUCGACUCUCGCGACCAGACAAAAAUGUCGUUCUCCAGCCUCGUCCAGGAUCUGUCGCUCCGUGACUCGAGCGCACCGAGGAGACGGGCCGAUGCCUCCGUCUCGACCAUCGACGACCGCGCUUCCCACCUCUCCCUCGCCAAGUCAUACACGAGCACCGCCGCCACCAGUGUGAGCAUUUCGGGGGACAUCGCAAGCCAGCUCCAUGCCGGCUACUGCCACCCGCUGGCGAGGUCAUGGCAAGCCGAGCGGCAACUUACGAAGUCAAUGCUCAUCUAUCCGCUCUUCAUCUCGGACCAGGAUGACGAGGAAGUCCUCAUCCCUUCGCUGCCGAACCAAUACCGUCGCGGAAUCAACCGAUUGGUCCCCUUCCUGGAGCCGCUCGUGCACAAGGGCCUGCGGUCCGUCAUCCUCUUCGGCGUGCCGAUGCGGCCGGGCACCAAGGACGCGCUGGGAACGGCGGCCGACGACCCGGAGGGCCCCGUCAUCCGUAGCAUCCGGCUGCUGCGCCAGCGCUUCCCGCACCUGUACAUCGUCGUUGACGUCUGCCUGUGCGAGUACACGUCGCACGGCCACUGCGGCAUCCUGCGCGACGACGGCAGCCUGAACAACCAGCUGUCGGUCGACCGCAUCUCGGACGUGGCCGUCGCCUACGCGCGCGCCGGCGCCCACUGCGUCGCGCCGUCCGACAUGAACGACGGCCGCAUCCGCGCCAUCAAGCUCAAGCUGAUCGAGGAGGGCAUCGUGCACAGCGUGACGCUCAUGUCGUACGCUGCCAAGUUCUCGGGUUGCCUGUACGGGCCCUUCCGCGACGCCGCCGGGUCGGCCCCUUCGUUUGGCGACCGCCGGUGCUACCAGCUGCCGCCCGGGGGUCGCGGCCUGGCGCGCCGCGCCAUCGUGCGUGACAUCGCCGAGGGCGCCGACAUCAUCAUGGUCAAGCCGGCGGGCCAGUACCUGGACAUCAUCAGCGAUGCCAAGGAGCUGGGCAGGGACCUGCCGAUCGCCGCCUACCAGGUCAGCGGCGAGUUUGCCAUGAUCCACGCGGCCGCCAAGGCGGGCGUGUUUGAUCUCAAGACCAUGGCCUUCGAGAGCACCGAAGGUAUUCUCCGAGCCGGCGCCACCAUCAUCAUCAGCUAUUUCGUGCCCGAGUUCCUGGACUGGCUGGACAACUGACCAGGGCGAGGGGCGUUAGACGUGAGGAUUGGAGUUUUGGGCGUUUGGGAGUACACGGUUGCUUGGGCAAGGGCCGAGAGUCGGGUCUAUCGUUUAUUAGACGUCCUGUCAUUCUCUGGGUUUCACGUACAUAUGUUCUGGAACACUUUCUGUCAAGUUUGGGGCUCUACGGAUCUCUCAGGUCGGGUUGGAAAAAGCACCUACCGUUGCGGGUCGACUGGGCCGAAGUUAUAGGCCGCCGAAGGCACAUACUGUGGUAUAAAUAUACUUCGUACGUAUCUCCGCUGACGAUCGUCGUUCUCUGUCUUUGGCCAGGACCUUCAAGUGCGCGCGCAACCGG